Botrytis sinoallii is the source of this 573-nucleotide messenger RNA. RefSeq lists its product as uncharacterized. Lineage: Eukaryota; Fungi; Ascomycota; Leotiomycetes; Helotiales; Sclerotiniaceae. The transcript has 3 exons. The record is from RefSeq and is a predicted model, not a curated record. Bases 1 to 573 code for a protein of 190 amino acids.
AUGUCCCUUAACGCCAUCAUAGGUGCAUCGAUCUCAUCAGCUGUUUAUGAGCUGACCCAAGCUGAACGUCUGCCAAGCGACUGCCAAGAAGAUUUACGAGAGCCCCUUGCUUCCCCGAAUUAUUUCGAUCGUAUGCAUGACCGUUUCAAGUCUGUGAGUGGUGCGCUAUUUUACCCCGCAUCAUAUCAGCAUAUCGCGAGCAAAUCUAGUUACCUAGCUAAACGACAACAGACAGGAAGGCUUUCAAUUUCCAUUGUUAUUGAUCAUUCCACGUGGGGAACCGAACGGCAUUGGACUCCUGUCUCAGAAGAUGACAGCUUUUUUGUCUCAUUAGUUCAUAGUUUCGAGACCGUCCACCGUGUUUCCAAGCACUUCUUCGAGGAAAACUUGACCCCAAGUAUGGCUCACAACCCGAACCAGUUCAAAAGGGGUCCAGAUGGACCAUGGUUACUUGUCGAACUUCAUUUUCUUAGUGAGCAGCAUGCUUUUGGAUUGGUUUUGUUAACUUACCACAAUGCUGGGCAGGGUCAUAUCCAUAUUUAUACAUGGCUGGUAUCACGUCAUACGACAUGA